AUGAAAUUGCAGGGGUCCCUAGCCUAUCUCCUGCUGGCCCUGUGCCUGGGCAGUGGGGAGGCUGGCCCACUGCUCAGUGGAGGGGAGAGUGCUGCAGCAAGCAUGGGGGCCGGCUUUGGGGGUGGGGCUGGAGAGGCGGCCAGCUCUGGAGUCAGGCAGGCUAUGGACCCUGGGGUAGAAGAAGCCAUCAACCAUGGGGUUGGGGAAGUAGCCCAUGCUCUUGGAAACACUGGGGGUGAGAUCGGCAGAGAGGCUGAGGAUACCAUCCGACAUGGGAUAGAUGCUGCCCACAACUCCUGGCAAGGGGUGCCUGGCAGUAACAGUGCUUGGGGAACCAAUGGCCAGCCUGGAGGAGGCCAUGGCACCUCUGGCUCUCAGGGUGGCCUCGGUGGCCACAGCCAGGGAAAUCCUGGAGAAGCAGGGAAGCCCUGGGGCUACGGACAGCCCAGCGGCUCAGACGGCAGCUUUGGAACCAACUCUCAGGGAGGCUCCUGGGGUCAAGGAAGCAAUGGAGGACCCAAUGCUCAGGGGUUUGUGGCCCAACCUGGUUACGAGUCAGUGAGAGGGAGCAGUGGCAACCAGAAUAUCGAGUGCACCAACUUCCAACCUUCUGGCUCAGGUGGAAGCUCUAGCAAUUCUGGGGGAUCCAACGCUGGCUUCUCCUCAGGUAGCAGUGGUGGAAACGGUGGUAGCAGUAAACCUGGGUGUGACAACCCCGGGAACGAAAUCCGCAUGUCUGGAGGAUCUGGAGGUCAGGGGCAAGGGUACAGUGGGGAGAGUGGAAAGAGUGAAGCCAUCAGUGGAAUCAAUACUUUGAACUCUCAGACAUAUCCUGGGCCCUUCGACUUUGACACUUUCUGGAAGAAUCUGAAAUCCAAGCUGGUUUUCAUUAACUGGGAUGCCAUAAGCAAGAACCAAGUCCCACGUCCCAGCACUCGAGCCCUCCUCUACUUCACCCGUCUCUGGGAGGAUUUCAAACACAACACUCCUUUUCUCAACUGGAAAGCAAUUAUUGAGGGUGCAGACACGACAUCACCACAGAAGAGGUCGGGUGGUGCUGAUCAAUCUGGCCCAGGGUGGCAAGAGGUGGCAGCUGUAAUGUCUAAGGCAGGAUAUAUGCAUCACCCGGCCACCUGA
This is a messenger RNA of Orycteropus afer afer, 1137 nucleotides long. NCBI's taxonomy places the organism in Eukaryota, Metazoa, Chordata, Mammalia, Tubulidentata, Orycteropodidae. The record is from RefSeq and is a predicted model, not a curated record.